Molecule: messenger RNA, 1365 nt
Organism: Lodderomyces parapsilosis
Lineage: Eukaryota; Fungi; Ascomycota; Pichiomycetes; Serinales; Debaryomycetaceae
Exons: 1
Coding region: 1-1365 (454 amino acids)
Biological process (GO): cell wall mannoprotein biosynthetic process; protein N-linked glycosylation
Cellular component (GO): mannan polymerase complex
Molecular function (GO): alpha-1,6-mannosyltransferase activity
Source: RefSeq, a predicted model, not a curated record
AUGAGUUCAUUAAGAAUCCAACAACGCACAUUCAUCACAUUAAUUGUCCUUCUACUCAUACUAUCAACAGUAUCGUUCUUGAACGUCAAUAGGAACGCCAUAGGAUAUACAAGAAGCACAUCGUCCCAGCAGAAUGAGCUAAAGUUAGCUACAUCUGUUGAGCUACAGGUGCCUUCAACGACAGCCGUCACCGAUAAAACCACCUUAGGUGACAACAUAGCCACAACCACAGCCACAACUUCGAGUGACAGUAGCAGUUCCCCUACAGCCACGACUUCUUCCAUAGUUCAGAAUGAAUCCACUGGUGAGUCUACCAGUCAUAAACAAUUCUACAAAUACUCAUACUACGACCCAACUUCAAACUCAUUUAAAGUAAUUUACAAACAACAACCACAACACCAUCAACAGAAGAAAGAACACAAAUUACAACCAACUAACAAGUACACCACAAUCAACGAGAAUCCAUCAGUCCUUAUACUUUCAGCUAUUGGUAAAGAUCAACCUUAUGGGAAAGAUCGUCUAUUCAGCGACUUUAUGAAAACAAUACACACAAUCAUUGAAAAUCAGCCAGAUUUACAAUUCAACCUAGGCUUAUCAUCAAACUACCUCACUGAAUUUGAAAAUAUUCAAAAGUUUAUUGACGAAAAUGAUGCACAAUAUUUCAAGUAUUUCAACACCAUCACUAUUGUCUCAGCCCCAGAUUUAGAGCAAACCGCCUCUGGUGACGACGAAGAAUUAUCAAGAGACAAUCGCCAUGACGAUAGAAAACAAAGAAUGAGACGAAGAUUGAUUGCCCGAUGCAGAAACUACCUUGUAUCCAAUGCCCUCACCCUGGAAGCAUAUACUUUGUUCAUUGAUUCCGAUAUCGUUGAAUUUGAACAUGCUUCCAAAUUCAUUCAAUUUUUAAUUGGAUCAAAAAAGGAUAUAAUUGUGCCUAGAAUUAGACGGGGAGAUUUAUCCGAUUAUGAUCGUAAUUCAUGGCGUGGAAAGAGAACCAAACCAACUUUGGAGCAAUUGCAAUUGAUGGAUGAGAACAAAUGGGACCAAUUUGAUUAUGUACCUCGCGAUAUUGAACUGGAGAUGUUUCAUUUCUUUAAUUUGGACAACAAGGAUGAAUUAACUAUUGAUCAACAGAAAUUAAGUUAUAUGGUGGAAUUGGAUUCUGUUGGUGGUGCUGUCUUGUUUUUCAAGUCUUAUAUUUUCAAACAAGGUGCUAUAUUCCCCACUAGUUAUAUUAUUGGAACUACUUGGGACAGGUUGGAAGGGUACGAUGGAAUUGAAACCGAAGGAAUAUGUUACUUGGCAAAACCUUUGGGUUAUCGUUGUUGGGGUAUGCCCAACUUGGUGGCACAUCAUGUUCAAUAG